UUUAUAGGAUGUGCAAAUUUUCUGUCGGCAUAAGGUAUUAUAGAGUUCCAUAGGCUAAUAGAUCUGACAACAAAUGUCCUCUUAAUAAUUGACGUAUAAUAACGAGGAGAAACUAAUGCAUGUGUUCGCGAAGACGUACUAAUGUGAAAAAAAUUUUGAAGUUGAAAUUCCUCACCCAAUUGAAAGAAGGAAAACAAUGUAUUUUGUAAUCUAAUGCACGAAAAUGCAUGGAAUAUAAAUUUUAUUCAAACUGAAUUAGAAAUAUAAACACUUUUAUUCACAAAAAAAAGAAAAAAUAAGUCAGCAAGUGAAAGUAUAUAUUGAAAAAGGACCAGCCGUUAGUGUACGUUAAUGUAUCCUAUAGAUAAUGCUAGUAGUAAUCCCAAUACAUGCGAAAAAUUCAAUUUAUUCCACAAAAUCAAUAAAAAGUGACGUUUUGUUCGAAAAUAUUUAUAUUAAUGCUGAUAAAUUUAUAAAUUGCGAUAUACUCUUUGUAACAACGUUAACAUACACAACGAAACUCUAUACAUCGCUUUUAAUAAGAUCGUUAAAGGAAUCUUAUAACUGUGCCAGCGAAACUGACCACGGAAAACAUAACGAAAUUAUGGGCGACGAACGUGUAAUGGCUGGAGCUAAUUGUAAACGUUAUUUGCAAAAUAAAUUAGGAGAACGCAAACGAAGACGCCCAAAUUCAUCACUAUUAGAAUCCGCGGAAUUUUCUGAUGAACGUCUUGUUGGUGAUACGUCAAACUCAACUCGUUUAAGACAGACAAUACGACAGUCAAGUCAGAAACAUUUAGUAUGUACAGCCAAUAAUUUAGACGUUAAACUCAAUAAGACAGAAGAUCUACAAACACGUACAACAACAGCUGGUUCCAAAAAAUAUUUAAGAUCUAACAAACAGGAGGAUAGAGAACAUUUAACUGACUACGAAGAAAUGAAAAAACACAGUCCAUCCUCAGAAUACAAUGACACAAUGAAUUAUACAGGGUCAGAUAAAGAUGAAAAUAGCAACAAUGGCAGAGAUGCCAUGUAUGAUGCAGCAGCAAAUGACAUCACUAAUGAAAACUAUAAGAAUGUGGGAAAACAUGAUUUUGAGGAAGAUGAUAUGUUUGAUAAUGAAAAAAAUAUAAAUGAUGCCGACAACGAAAAUUUUGAGGAAAUCUGCACAAAACAAGAUAUGCAGAAAAAUAAUGACAGCACUUUCAAUUCUAGUACUAGUAUCGGCAGUGGUGUUAAGCCACCUAGUUUAAUGGACAUGAAUGAAAGUACACAUGCUGCAACGUCUACUUCGUAUGAAUGCUUAGAAAAUGUGGUUUUUGAAAAGCCUGAUGAACUGUACGUCAAUAAAGAGGUUAAGGAAGUAAAAGAUAAUUUUGAUAUUCAUAAAACUGUGAAUCCUAAUAACGAAAGUCAAUCUGACUAUGAUGUGCACAAUACAGAUAUGCGAUUAAAAUCAAGCGGUAAUGAAGGUGGUAAAAAUGAGCAUACGGUUCAGCUUACACCCUCAUCUACCUCACAUGAUAUACAAACCACCCAUUCGUUAUGUCACACAAAUGAAAAUAUUGCAUCAAGUCCUCAUUUCAAUAACAAUAAUGAUGAAGAUGAACAUCAUCAAUCGGAAUAUGAAAAUGACUUAAGUCAUUUAAGUAAUAGUGUUUGUUCGGAAAAUAGCUCAUCAUCAAAUCCAAGCUGCGAAAUAUCUAUGGAGAAUAUAAAUGAAAAUUUUUCAUCAAACGAAUCAAAUAAGCAGCCAUACGAAGGUGAAAUCAACCCAAACGAAAUCGAACAAAACCAGAAACAUGUAUUAAAAUUAACGAACAUAGCAAUGAAUUCAUGUUUAGUUAGUAAUAGUACAAAAAACCCGCACACUUUAAAUAUUGGUAUUUCAAGUUCGCCAAAAGAUGAACAAUAUAGCCACUAUAAUGCCGAUGAAAUUAAUGGUUGUGCAAUAAAAUCUUUACCACCAACAGUACCGCCCAUUAAUAUAACUACACAAACUAACCAAGAGACUUCCAACGAAAAUAAAUGUUUUCAAGAAACAGACAUUAAAAAUGGCUGUCUUGAUGUGUCUGUGGCAUCUGCGGCAGAUGCCACAGGCUACAACAAGGAAGAGGAGGCUGGUCCCUUCAAUAAUCCAAAAACUUCCACAAAUAUUAAUAUUGGUAAUAUCGAUCAGCACAGUGAUUGUAAAGAAAAUAAUUUAAAAAAUGAUCCCACCACUACUUCAAUAAGUCAGUCAGGAAACAGACAUAGCCCUUUAGAAGAGCAUCUUAAAAAUGAGAGUAAACUUCAAAAUAAGUUAGAAAAUCAACAAGAACAAGAGAAUCAACAGGAACAAGAGGAUCAACAUUUUAACAAAUAUUUGGAACAAAGUUCUCAAGUACAACAUACCCACCAGCAACAUGAAAAAGAUAUAAUAGAUGCGGCUGACAAAGUCUACACACAAAUUGAAGAGCAAUAUCAUCAUCAGCAGCAUCACGUUGCAUCAAUAUCAUCUACAUAUGGACAAAUGUUAAAUAGUCAUCAGCAAAACGAGCACGAGGAUCAUCAACAUAGACAUUCUUCGGCGGUGCACAAUCAUCAACAUCUACAAAAUCAGACUAUUCAACACUCUAUGCAACAACAUUAUUCGGCUGAGCAAUUAUAUCAGUUGCAACAGCAAGAACACCAUCAACAACUACAUAUGCAACAUCAAAUGCAAAAACAGGAGUUGCAACAGCUCCAUAAUAUGCCGGGGACACCACAAAGAGAGCAUAGGCAGCAACAUUCUCACAUUAUGGACUUUUUACAUCCACAACAUCACCAUCAUAAUGUAACCAACACACACAGUCCUUUACACCAACAACAGCAAAUUCAUGAAGUCUAUCAUGACUUGAUGAUGGAUGAGUUUCACGAAGAGCAUAAUUCACCCUAUAAACUAGGACUCUCACCAUCAACGGUUAAACAUGAAAAUCAAGAUGAUGGGUAUGAAACUAGUGCUGGAGAUGUUCUUACUCCAAACUCACAUGCGUCAUCUACACAUUCAAUUACACCCCAACAUCACAUGCAGCAUGGAGGACUUGUAAAAAAUGUUGUAAAAAGUGAGGAACAACAGCAAAGUCUACGACUACAACAGCAAUCUCAACGUAAUCCUCAUGUAAUUAAUGAUCGAAAUCAGAAUAUACAACAAGAAUUGGUAACCAAUGAAUCAACGGUGAACAUUGCACCUAGAGACCCCUACCACUUUAUUGAUGAUGACCUAAAUUCAGCCACAAAUAAUAGUUUGCGCAACAUUUUGACGCCUCCACAUUCUCACCCGCGUAGUAACCAAGAGGGCGGUCCAAUUAAUGGAUUUAUGGCUAUGCAAUCGGAAACCUCAGCCUCAGCUAGCCUGAAUCCAAGCUCUGAUAUGUACGCCUUAACAAAUACAACUGUUCUCCAUCAUCAUUCACAAAAGCCAACCUGUCUGGAGACAAAUACAACUACAUCAAGAACAAAUGCAGACAUUCAGCAACAUUUUUCGGAAAUAUCUGCAGAUAUUGCAGUGCAGGAACAACAGGAUGCAAUUUUAAACUUACAGACAAAAUCAGUUCAAAAAAGACGGGGACGUAAAAAAAAGGUACCGGAUGUUGCGUUGCUACCAACAAUAGAAAGGGCAAAUUCAAUUGAUGUUAAUCCGAUUACAGGGUUUACGAAAACGAAAGAACGAAAGAAACACGAUCGUUUUAAUGGAAUGUCUGAGGAAGAAGUGGUAAAACGAAUUUUGCCGGAUCAUUUGUGCGAUAAUUUAGAUAUUGUUAUAAUUGGCAUUAAUCCAGGCUUAUUUGCGGCAUAUAAAGGUCACCAUUACGCUGGUCCAGGUAAUCAUUUUUGGAAAUGUUUGUAUUUGUCUGGACUAACGCAGGAGCAAAUGAAUGCUGAUGAAGAUUUUAAACUUAUGAAAUAUGGUAUAGGAUUUACUAACAUGGUACAAAGAGCUACUAAAGGAUCAGCCGAUUUAACAAGAAAAGAAAUAAAAGAAGGCAGUCGUAUACUUCUAGAAAAAUUGCAAAGAUUUCGUCCAAAAAUUGCCGUUUUCAAUGGCAAACUGAUAUUUGAAGUGUUUUCUGGUAAAAAAGAUUUUAAUUUCGGUCGACAGCCCGAAUGUGUAGAAGGAACAGAUACCUUUAUUUGGGUUAUGCCAUCGUCUUCGGCGCGUUGUGCUCAGUUGCCUAGAGCAGCAGAUAAAGUUCCAUUUUAUGCAGCACUAAAGAAAUUUCGAGACUAUCUAAAUGGCCUAAUACCACACAUUGAUCAAUCGGAAUGUGUUUUCACUGAAGAGCGCAUUAAACAACAAUGUGAACAGGAAAAUUAUAAAAAUCAGCAAAGCAGUGCCACCAGCUCUAACGAUCCGGCCUAUCAAAAUGCAAUAGGAAUUUCAAACACAAAUAAUCCAUUACAAAAUCCAGUAGGAUAUUCAUUUGACCCUGAAACUAAUCCACAUGGUGCUGGAGAAGGACCUGGACCUCCAGCUGGCGAUAACAAUGUAAGUAAUAAUUUUAUGAUGUCAUCGUUGGUGGGCACUCAGCAUGAAAAAAAGAAGCGAGGGCGACCUAAAAAGAUCAAAGGGCAAGAAAUUAUAGAUCCUGUUACUGGUAAUAAAAUACAAGUGAAUAGCCAAUUGAUGAGUAGCAAUAAUGGAGAUUACUCCAAUAUAUUAAACUUGUCUGUUGUACAAGUCUCUAACAGUGAAAUGCCAAAGAAAAAGAGGGGUAGACCUAAAAAAGUUAAACCGCAUCCAAAUAUGAUGCAAACAGAUAUUGGACAGUCGAAUACAAUGUUGGGACAGAAACCUAAUAUCAUGUCUAUUCAGUCUCUGACCAGUGAUAUAACACAAGGCUCAACAAAUCAAAUGCAAGGUUUGCAAACAAAUCAACACGUAUCCUUGUAUUCAACACCACCACAUCAAAGAAGCAUUUAUUCACCGAUGGCUUCCCCAAUGGCUUCGCCAUCUCUAAAUUGCUCCUAUACUACCAACACACCUCCUUCGCAACCACAGCAUGAUAAAUUGUGUUUAAAUAGCAAUGGGAGGGAACCUUCUAAAGCUACAUCUGCAACAGAUCUAGUGGAGUCGACAAAUCACCAACAUACUAUACAAGAUCAAAAUUUUGGUGAGUCACCACCUCCCAGUUCUCCCAACAUCUGUAAUGUUGAUUUUGAACCUCCAGCAGCGUCAGCUACAACUGCAGCGAUUGUAAACGAGAAUGUAAAUUCCGAUUUGAAUACAAUGCAUCAACGACUGCAUAGUAACCAUCAGAGAUCGCGUUUUAAUAGUCCUAUUAACAGUGGUGAAGCUACACCAGAUCAUAACACAAACGAACAUUUUCAGCAGUGGCUUUCACCCCAACCUAAUCAUAAUAUUCAUUCUCCUGCAGCUGUAACAAGUACGAUGUUUGUAAAUUCACCCCAACAGUCAUCUCUUAAUUAUCAUGAUCAACCUCAACAACAACAAAUGCAAGCAAUUCAACAACAGCCUCAAUCCCAACACCAAGAAAUUGCACAAUGGCCGAUAAGACAAAGUCGUUAUGAUGAUAUUACCAAUAAUCCGUACUUGUUGAAUUCCCAGCUACAUCAAACACAUUCACAUAAUCACGAUAAUCACAAUCAUCAAAAUCAACAUAGCGGUAGUGAUGUUGCGAGAAAAAGUCUAUCUGGUCUUGAGUCCUUAGUUGACCAAAUACCCACUAUUUCCGAAAGUGAAUCGAUUGCUCUAUCCUCGGCAGCAGCUGUUAACGCACAGGUUGCUGCUGCUGCAGCAGUUGAAAGCAGACUUCAAGGUCUGGCUGACUCGCAUGGGGGGGGUGAAUCUCACUUCUCUGCUAUGGUGGGACCUCAAAACAGCCCAACUUCUGCACCCUCAAACAACAGUCAAAUCCAACAGUCAAAUACUACUUCGAAUUUGCUAAAUAGUAAUUUUUCUGUUAGCAAUUUAGCAGCGUCAUCUGCGUCAAGUAAUAACAAUAACAACGCCCACGAAAACUAUGGUCUACCGUCAAACAGCAGACCUCUAACCAAUCCGAAUGCUUAUCACCAUUCAAAUCUAAUGGCUGCAGCCGUUUUAGCCGCUGCCGCAGCUAAUACACCCACAAAUCUUUCAUCACCCACAGCUGUUGCAGGCACUGCUAACCAUCACACAUCAAUGUACAUGGAUCCACAUGCUCAUUUGACAACUCAUGUACCUGUCAAUUCUUUAUAUGCUACAACAGCACCACCAACGCAUCAUCAUCAUACGGCUGUGGCUGCACAUCAUCAUCAUCAUGCAGCUGCGCACUAUGGAAGCUCAACGCAACAUUCGGCAGGCUCUGAUUAUGCAACAUCGAACAAUCCGUACGCGCCUACACAAAGCAACGUAACUGCUAGCCAUACUUUACAUAUGCCCAGUCCCAAUUACCCGUAUGGAUAUCCUACAGCUACAGCCAGUCAAAGCAAUUACUCAGCUUAUCCUCACUCUCACCACGCCAACCAUCAUCAUCAUCAUGGACAUCCCCAUGCCCAUCAUACAACUGCUCAUCAUUUGGCAAUGUUCGAUCGUUUGAAACCCACCGACAUAACUGGGUACAGUGGUGGUUUUUGAUGGUGAUUCAAUUCAAAUGAAAGGUCAGGACAGCUAUAGUCAAAAUGGCUAAUUUUGACCUAAAUGAUGAUAAUAAUUGUCCUUUACUUACUACAAUUUAAGUCCCGUGAAGUAAUAUGCUGCUAAAAAUAUCAUAUAAUAUAAUACAUACAAUGAUGUAGAAUUUUUAGUUUAAGUAUACCUACAAACAUACAGUAUCUCACAUAAGUUAAGCGAAUUUUGCUAUUCAUAAAAAAGAGACUACAUUUUAUAAAAAAUACAAUAUUUAUUUGGAGAAAUUUGUGCCUAUUGUAUUUAUCUAGUGGCUUGUAAAAAUGGGACAUACCUUCCCAUAAGGGCAAUUCCACUUUAAACUUUCUUAAAAAGAAUGACCAAUUAUUGUGAUCAAAUUUUAUGAAUAAUCAAAAACCGAUUAAAUUAUAUUCGGUCAGUUCAUACACCUGUCACAUAAUGUUUUCUUCCCUAGGGAAUAACAUUGUAGAAUUAUUACACAAUCUUAAAUAUUAAUGUUAGAUCGUAUAAACUACCUUACAGAAGAUUGUAAUAUGAAAUUAUAUCAUUUAAAAAUUGUAAAUAAUAACAGAAUAAAAAUUAAUGAAAUACAAUUUAAUAAACUUUUACUUAACAGUUA
Lucilia cuprina (Australian sheep blowfly) is the source of this 7226-nucleotide messenger RNA. RefSeq lists its product as uncharacterized. Gene Ontology annotation, biological process: base-excision repair, AP site formation. The record is from RefSeq and is a predicted model, not a curated record. Gene Ontology annotation, molecular function: mismatch base pair DNA N-glycosylase activity; DNA binding. Lineage: Eukaryota; Metazoa; Arthropoda; Insecta; Diptera; Calliphoridae. The transcript has 6 exons. The coding region runs from base 368 to 6595 and encodes 2075 amino acids. Gene Ontology annotation, cellular component: nucleus.